This is a messenger RNA of Plasmodium gonderi, 360 nucleotides long. RefSeq names its product 60S acidic ribosomal protein P1. The transcript is spliced from 2 exons. Gene Ontology annotation, molecular function: structural constituent of ribosome; ribonucleoprotein complex binding; protein kinase activator activity. The record is from RefSeq and is a predicted model, not a curated record. Gene Ontology annotation, cellular component: ribosome; cytosolic large ribosomal subunit. Lineage: Eukaryota; Apicomplexa; Aconoidasida; Haemosporida; Plasmodiidae. Bases 1 to 360 code for a protein of 119 amino acids. Gene Ontology annotation, biological process: cytoplasmic translation; translational elongation.
AUGGCAGCAGUUCCAGUGUCAGAAUUAGCAGAAUGCGAAAAGCAGGAACUUUUAUGUACCUACGCAGCUUUAAUAUUACACGAAGAGAAGAUGAGUAUUACGAGUGAAAAUAUUCUGAAGCUAAUAAAAAAGUCAAAUAACACAGUGUUGCCGUACUUACCAAUGCUUUUUGAGAAAGCUUUAAAGGGAAAGGAUAUUGAGAGCUUAUUAAGCAACUUAAGUGUUGGUGGAGGAGCACCUGCUGCAACUGCACAAGCGGCAGCCGAUAAACCAAGUGAUGAUAAGAAAGAAUCUAAAAAAGAAGAGAAAGUAGAAGAGGAGGAAGAAGAAGAUGACUUAGGAUUUUCACUUUUCGGUUAG